AUGGCCAAGUGUCACCGAAACGACAUCGGAUCCGUCGUGCUAGACCGCGCUACCACCACCACGUCCGCCGGAGGAGGCGGUCACUUCCGUCUCUGGUCAUCCUUCUCCGGUGCUUCAUUCCGCCGGAAAAUCUUCUUCGCCGUCAGUUGCGGCGGCAGCUCCCGCUAUCGUCACCACAACGACAAAAACAACGUCGCUCCGUCCAGUCCUCCCACUCCCCCGGCCACUGCCACUAGAUCAACCGCGACGAAAACGACGUCGCAGUCGCACUCCAAAGAAAAAGAGCUGGAAAAGGUAAAACCGAAGUCCGAGAAGCUCUCGGAUCUUCUGAACCUCGCGGAGUUCUCGGAGUCGGAGAACGACGCCGUGACCAAGAAGAAGGUGGAGGCUUUGGAUGAGCUGAAGCGCGUGGCGAAGGAAUUGCAGGUCGAAGACGACUCGGCGAAGAGGAAAGAGGCGGCGAGCAGAGUGAGAUUGCUCGCCAAGGAAGAUGUGGAAGCCAGAGCGACGCUGGCGAUGCUCGGAGUCAUUCCUCCGCUCGUCGCCUUGCUCGACUCCGACGACUUCGUUGCUCAGAUCGCAUCGCUCUACGCUCUGCUCAAUCUCGGGAUCGGCAACGAUGUAAACAAGGCUGCUAUUCUCCAAGCAGGGGCUGUUCACAAAAUGCUUAAACUCAUUGAAUCCCCAAAUCCUCCAGACCCAUCAGUCUCAGAAGCUAUAAUUGCAAAUUUCCUCGGCUUAAGCGCAUUGGAUUCGAAUAAACCCAUCAUUGGAGCUUCAGGUGCCAUACCCUUCUUGGUUAAAACCCUCAAGAAUUUGGACAACACAAGUAGCCCUCAAGCUAAGCAAGAUGCCUUGAGAGCUCUCUACAACCUUUCAAUCUUCCCAUCCAAUAUUUCGUUCAUAUUGGAAACUGAUUUGAUCCCAUUUUUCCUGAAUUCGCUUGGAGACAUGGAAGUGAGUGAAAGAAUCCUUGCAAUUCUAAGCAACAUGGUAUCUGUCCCCGAAGGUCGAAAAGCAAUUAGCAGUGUCCGGGAUGCAUUCCCAAUAUUGGUUGAUGCAUUGAAUUGGAACGAUUCGCCGGGGUGUCAAGAGAAGGCAUCUUACAUUUUGAUGGUGAUGGCACACAAGGCAUUUGGGGAUAGGCAAGCCAUGAUCGAGGCGGGAAUGGUAUCGGCAUUGCUUGAAUUAACGCUUUUGGGUAGCACUUUGGCACAGAAGAGAGCCUCAAGGAUCUUGGAGUGUUUGAGAGUGGAUAAAGGAAAGCAGGUUUCACAAAGCUUUGGUGGGAGUAUGGGUGCAGCGGUUUCUGCUCCCAUUUGUGGCUCUUCGUCGUCUUCUACAAACCCGAACAUGGGUUCCAAGGAGUGUUUGGAAGAGGAGGAGGACAUGAUGAGUGAGGAGAAGAAAGCCGUGAAGCAAUUAGUGCAACAGAGUUUGCAAAACAACAUGAGGAGGAUCGUGAAGAGGGCCAAUUUGCCGCAAGAUUUCGUCCCAUCAGAUCAUUUCAAGGCACUCACCUCAAGUUCAACUUCAAAGAGCUUGCCAUUUUGA
Messenger RNA from Prunus armeniaca (apricot), 1554 nucleotides. Lineage: Eukaryota; Viridiplantae; Streptophyta; Magnoliopsida; Rosales; Rosaceae. The record is from the annotation of a GenBank genome assembly.